Messenger RNA from Trichoderma harzianum CBS 226.95, 1135 nucleotides. RefSeq lists its product as hypothetical. The record is from RefSeq and is a predicted model, not a curated record. NCBI's taxonomy places the organism in Eukaryota, Fungi, Ascomycota, Sordariomycetes, Hypocreales, Hypocreaceae. The transcript has 4 exons. Gene Ontology annotation, molecular function: oxidoreductase activity. Bases 124 to 921 code for a protein of 265 amino acids.
CACGGUUGAUGAUAUUCUUACUGUUUUCUUACAUCGUUGCGUUUCUUUCGAAUCACACCAAAUCACACCAAUUGACAGGCGGAUUCUUUAUAAUAAACAAUAGAGUUACACUGUGUCAUCACUAUGGAUGUCACUAAUUUGUUCAGCGUCAAGGGCAAAGUCGUCCUCGUCACCGGAGGCGCCAAGGGCAUCGGCCGCAUGAUCGCCGAGGGCUUCGUCGCCAACGGAGCCAAAGUCUACCUAACCGGCCGCGACGCCCCGGCCUGCUCAUCCGCGGCGACGGAGCUCACAAAGAUUGCGCAAAACGGCGGCUCCGCGCACGCCCUGCCCGGCAACCUCCAGGACCUCGCCCAGUGCCAGGACCUCGUGAAGCGCCUCACCGAGCUCGAGCCCAAGGGCAUCCACGUGCUGGUGAACAACGCCGGCGCGGCGUGGGGCGCCGACAUCGACUCGUUCCCGGACCACGCGUGGAACAAGGUCUUGACGCUGAACCUGCACCGCGUCUUCACCCUCUCGCAGCUGCUGCUGCCGCUGCUGGAGAAGACGGCGACGGCGGAGGACCCGGCGCGGUUGAUCCACAUCGGCAGCAUCGACGGCAUCCGCGUGCCCACCGUGUCCAACAUUGCGUACGCCGCCAGCAAGGCCGGGCUGCACCACAUGUCGAAUGUCCUGGCCAAGGAGCUAGGCCCGCGGAAUAUUACGAGCAAUGUGCUUGCUUGCGGACCGUUUGCGACUAAGAUGAUGAAGGCGACGCUCGAGGCGGUUGGAGAUUACGUUCGGAGCGAGGCGCCGUUGCGUAGGAUCGGUACGCCUGAGGAUGUGGCGGGAGCCAGUUUGUUCUUGGCGAGCCGAGCUGGAGCGUUCUGUAACGGAGCGUUGAUCCGGGUGGACGGUGGUGUGUCCCAUGUAUCCAAGCUUUAAACGGGGACAUGUACGAUUUUAUUACUGCCGUGCCUUGAUUCACAAGCGAUGUCGAUGUCACGCAGAUCAAGCAAGAGAGAUGGCGAUUAAUUCAAGAGGCGUCCAUGACAGCCUCGUACAAAUUCCAUUAGCGUAGGUGCGGGUAUUUAUAGCUGGCUAUAUAUAUGCAAUGUGAGAGGGAAAAUGAUAAGAAAAGAUGACAAGGGGGGGGGAA